AUGAAAUAUUAUGAAUUAAUAUCUGAGGUAAAACAACUUAAACUGAAAUCAAGAGGCCAAAAACUUUUGAAAAAAUAUGACGUAAUAACAGUAUCUAAUGUGGAAAAAUUAAUUGUUCCAAAAGGCAGUACUGCAAAGAAAGGUCUUGUUGUAAAACCAAUAAUCUCAAAUGAAUUGAAUUCUAGAUGUCAAUUUGAUCUUGUAGAUAUGCAGGAACAACCUGACGGAAACUAUAAAUUUAUUUUAGUGUAUCAGGAGCAUCUGACAAAAUUUGUUUUGCUUCGCCCGUUAAUGCAUAAGCGUGCCGAAGAAGUAGCUUAUGUACUUCUUGAUAUUUUUACAACAUUUGGCGCACCAACGAUUCUACAAAGCGACAAUGUCCAAGAAUUCUCAAGUCAAGGGUCCGUCAAAAGGGCCAAUCAAGAUGUGGAAAAUAUACUUGCCACUUGGUUACAAGACAACAAAACAAAAAAAUGGAGUGAAGGACUAAAAUUUGUUCAAUUCAUAAAAAAUCGAUCCUUACAUCAUGGAAUAAAAUGCAGCCAAUAUGAAGCAAUGUUUGGAUGUAGUGCUAAAAUUGGAUUAAAAUCAUCGCUACUUCCAAUAUCAAUCAUUAAUAAAUUGAAAACCGAAGAAGAUUUAGAGGCAGCUAUUACGUCAAUGAAUACUGGAGAUCAUAGUGAAUUUGAUGAAGCAUUGAUUGAAGAAAAUGAUGAAGAAAAAAAAAUAGAUAAUAGAAUAAAUAAAAUAACUACUGUAAGAACAGAAUUUUGUGAAAGAAAAGUUGGUGAAACCGUCAAAAUCAAAAUACCUGAUGUAGACAGACCUCACAGCGACCUUCGUUGUAUUCUUGGAGUUAUCCUAUCAGUCCAUGACGAUAACUAUAAGAUAGGAACCACCGAAGGAAAGUUAGAUGCAAUGAUAGAUGUAAUUGGCCUCAACAAUGUUUAA
This is a messenger RNA of Metopolophium dirhodum (rose-grain aphid), 951 nucleotides long. RefSeq names its product KRAB-A domain-containing protein 2-like. The record is from RefSeq and is a predicted model, not a curated record. NCBI's taxonomy places the organism in Eukaryota, Metazoa, Arthropoda, Insecta, Hemiptera, Aphididae. The transcript is spliced from 5 exons. Bases 1 to 951 code for a protein of 316 amino acids. Gene Ontology annotation, biological process: DNA integration. Gene Ontology annotation, molecular function: nucleic acid binding.